This is a messenger RNA of Polyodon spathula (Mississippi paddlefish), 5630 nucleotides long. RefSeq lists its product as uncharacterized. The transcript has 15 exons. Lineage: Eukaryota; Metazoa; Chordata; Actinopteri; Acipenseriformes; Polyodontidae. Gene Ontology annotation, molecular function: zinc ion binding; protein binding. The record is from RefSeq and is a predicted model, not a curated record. The coding region runs from base 21 to 5348 and encodes 1775 amino acids.
GGCUCUUGCUCAGAUAACGCAUGGCUAACACAGGGGACGAGACGCUGGAGAUGGCAGCUCUCGGACGACCCUUCCAGCUGGGAAUGCUGUACGACUGCCGGAAGGAUCGCCUUAUUCCAGGAAUUACUUUAUGGAACCCAGAAGAACUACAAGCCAGCAUAAAUAAAGAAAACCAGCCUAUAACAGAGUUCAGCAUCAGCACCUCGGACUCCAUUGAAGACAAGGCUUCUGCUUUGAAAGUGGACGCUGCCCUCAAGGCAAGUCUCCUGGGGGGGCUGGUUCAAGUGAGCGGAGCUGCAAACUACUACAAUGACACAAAGAAGUCGACAAGACAGUCCCGAGUCACUCUGCAGUACUACACAACAACACAAUUUGAGAAUCUGACCAUGAAUCAUCUGGCCAAAGGGAAAGUGUCUCACCCCAGCGUGUUUGAUGACAAGACAGCGACCCACGUGGUUACCGCUGUGCUGUAUGGCGCCCGGGCGUAUUUCGUAUUCGACCGGCAGUUAUCCUCGGAGGAGAAGAAACAGGAAAUCCACGGAAAAAUGGAGCUAGCAAUAAGUAAAAUACCUACAUUUCCCAUGGAAGGUCAAGGCUCUAUUGACUUGAAAGCAACAGAAAAAGCUGAAGUUGAAAAAUUCAGCUGCACGUUCCAUGGAGAUUUUCGUCUCUCAUCUAACCCGUCAACUUACCAAGGUGCUGUGAAAGCCUACUCCGCUCUUCCGGAAUUGCUCGGGGACAAAGGAGAGAACGCAGUGCCUGUGAAGGUCUGGCUGUACCCGUUAAUCAAGCUGGACUCUAGGGCUGCCAAGCUGGAAAGGAACGUAAGCGACUAUUUGGUAUCGUCUGCGCAAACUGUUUUAGAGGAAUUUAACAAAAUUGAAAUGCAAAGCAAUGACGCCUUAAAAGACGUUGUUGCUGGAACGUUUCCUGAAGUCAGUGAGAAGGUUCGACAACUGAAGCAAAGGAGCACGCUGUACAAGAUGAAUUUCAUGAGAAAACUGUCCGCCGUGCUGCCUUCCAUCCGCGGAGGUGAGCAAGAGGAAGAAUCGCUCCGAGAGAUUUUAAAAAGUCAUGAAGAGUCCCCUUUUAACUUUAAAGCACAACAUGCUUGGCUGAACAGCAAAGAGAGAGAAAUCAAUGCAGUGGGGUAUUGCCUUACUAUAUUAAAAGACAUCCACGCUGUAUCUUCUGUGAACGAGCUAGACUGUGAAGAAUUAAACAGUGAGACUGAAAAUAUUGUUUGCUUUACGUUCACCUCACUGCACGAGCCCGAACCGUAUCUGGAACAUCUAAAAAACUACCUUGAAACCCAAGCGAGGAAGAACCCUGAGCGUUCAACUGCUAGAAAUUAUUUGCAUCAAGCGAGCAAGCAGUGGGUGAGCAGCGAAACUAAUCUGAAGAUCAGAACGCAUUUGAAGGCUUUCCAGGAGUUAGUGAACAUCAACAGGGAGGACAAGAAAACAAAGUUCUUUGUAGCUUCUAAGGAAGACCAGGAGUUUCCCGGAGCCUGCAUUCUCCUGCGUGAAAAUGGAUCCUCGAAAUACACACAUUUUGAGAUCCCGGCAAAACCUGACGACCCUGAGGUCUGUGAUGUCACCCAUGACCGUGUGACUCUGAAGGUGGUGCCCCCCAGCGGUGAUGCUGAUCAGAAACUGAAAUACCAUCUGGAGUAUAAGUGCGUUAAUCAGAAGGAAUGGACAAUUCAAUCCAGCACUGAUAAAACAGAGACCCUCACUGUGUCAGGCUUGCAGCCGAACACAGAGUAUGAAUUUAGAUACACAGUGGAAGGGAAGUUGGGCUAUACUGUGAGCGGUGACACAACCAGCAAAGUCAAGACAACAAGUUCAUCUGCACAAGACACAGAUUGUCAGUCUCUCUGUCUCGCUGCAGCAGAAAUGGCAGAAGCGAAUAUACUGGUAGCGCAUGACCAGUUUAGCUGUCCAGUGUGUCUGGAGCUAUUGAAGGACCCAGUCGCUAUUCCAUGUGGACACAGUUACUGUAUGGGGUGUAUUAAGAACUGCUGGGAUCAGACUGAUCAUACAGGUGUCUACAGCUGCCCUCAGUGCAGAGAGAUCUUUACCCCAAGACCUGUUCUGUGCAGAAACACCGUUCUAUCCGAAGUUGUGGAGAAAUUAAAAAAGACAGGACUCAAUCCUCCUCCUGCUCAAAGUUAUGCUGGACCUGGAGAUGUGCCGUGUGAUUUCUGCACUGGGACAAAGUUCAAAGCUGUGAAAUCCUGUUUGACGUGCCUGGCCUCUUACUGUGAAACACACGUCAAGCCACACUAUGAGGGGGCUGCUUUCAAGAGGCACAAGCUGAUCAAUGCAACUGGAAAUCUGGAGCAGAAGCUUUGUGCUGAACACCAAAAGGUUUUGGAGGUCUUCUGCAGAACCGAUCAGACGUGUAUUUGCUGGUUGUGUACAGAAGAGGAACACAGGAGCCAUGAUACAGUCUCAGCUGAGAAAGAAAGGACUGGGAAACAGAAGCAGCUGGGAGAGACACAGACAGAAAUACAACAGAGAAUCCAGGAGAGACUGAAAGAAGUGAAGGAGCUGAAACAGGCUGUGGAGUCACUGAAAAGUUCUGCAUGCAUAGAAAUAAAGGAAAGUGAGAAGGUCUUUACUGAGCUGAUCCGAUCCAUUGAGAAGAUCCACACUGAGGUUAUUGAGCUGAUUGGAGCUAACGAGAAGGCUGUAGUGAAUCAGGCUGAAGGACUCAUGAAGAAACUGGAGCAGGAGAUUGCUGAGCUAAGGAGGAGAGACGAUGAGCUGAAACAGCUUUCAGAGACAGAGGAUCACAUCCAUUUUCUACAGAAUUUCCAGUCUCUCUGUGCCCCUCCUGAAGCUGGAGACUUACCCAGGGUUACUGUCAAUACAGACAUCUCUUUUGGGGCUGUGAGGAAAGCUGUAUCUGAACUUAAAGACCAUAUUGAGGACUUCUGCAAGGGGGAAUUAGUCAAAAUAACCAAAACAGUGAAUGACGUUGCAGUUGACAGUCUGCAGGCUCCAGAGCCAAGGAACAGAGCUGAGUUUUUUAAAUAUUCCUGUCAGCUCACACUGGACCCCAACACAGCACACAGAGAGAUUUGUCUGUCGGAAGGGAACAGAAAGGUGACAUGGGGAGAGACCCAGCCAUGUCCUGAUCACCCAGAGAGAUUUGACAGCUGGGAACAGGUGCUUUGCAGAGAGGGUUUGUCUGGGACUCGCUGUUACUGGGAGAUCGAGUGGAGUGGGGGAGGGGCUUUUUUAGGUGUCACAUAUAAAGGAAUCGGCAGGAAAGGAUUGGAUGCUUCCUGCGGCCUUGGAUUCAAUGACAAAUCCUGGAGUUUGUACUGCUCUGGUUCAAGUUACACUGCCUGGCACAAAAACAAUCAAACUGAAAUAACUGCCCCCCGCUCCCCCAGAAUAGGAGUGUAUCUGGACUUUAAUGCCGGCACUCUGUCAUUUUAUGGCGUCUCUGACACAAUGACCCUCCUGCACAGAUUCCAAACCACAUUCACCGAACCGCUUUAUCCUGGGUUUUGGAUUGGUUCUGAUUCCCCUGUAACAAUCUGCCAGCUGAUCUAUUUGCUUGUUGUGAAAUCAUCAGUCUCUCUCUCUCUCACUGCAGCAGAAAUGGCAGAAGCGAAUAUUCUGAUAGGAGAGGACCAGUUUAGCUGUCCAGUGUGUCUGGAGCUAUUGAAGGACCCAGUCACUACAUCAUGUGGACACAGUUACUGUAUGGGGUGUAUUAAGAACUGUUGGGAUCAGACUGAUCAUACCGGUGUCUACAGCUGCCCCCAGUGCAGAAAGACCUUUACCCCAAGGCCUGAUCUGAGCAGAAACACCAUUCUUGCUGAUAUUGUGGAGAAAUUAAAGAAGUCAGGACUAAGUCCUCCUCUUGCUCAAAGUUGUGCUGGACCUGGUGAUGUGCCGUGUGAUUUCUGCACUGGGACAAAGUUCAAAGCUGUGAAAUCCUGUUUGACGUGCCUGGCCUCUUACUGUGAAACACACGUCAAGCCACACUAUGAGGGGGCUGCUUUCAAGAGGCACAAGCUGGUCAAUGCAACUGGAAAUCUGGAGCAGAAGCUUUGUGUUGAACACCAAAAGGUUUUGGAGGUCUUCUGUAGAACCGAUCAGAUGUGUAUUUGCUGGUUGUGUACAGAAGAGGAACACAAGAGCCAUGAUACAGUCUCAGCUGAGAAAGAAAGGACUGGGAAACAGAAGCAGCUGGGAGAGACACAGACAGAAAUACAACAGAGAAUCCAGGAGAGACUGAAAGAAGUGGAGGAGCUGAAACAGGCUGUGGAGUCACUGAAAAGAUCUGCAUGCAUAGAAAUAAAGGAAAGUGAGAAGAUCUUCACUGAGCUGAUCCGAUCCAUUGAGAAGAUCCACACUGAGGUUAUUGAGCUGAUUGGAGCUAACGAGAAGGCUGCAGUGAAUCAGGCUGAAGGACGCAUGAAGAAACUGGAGCAGGAGAUUGCUGAGCUAAGGAGGAGAAACGCUGAGCUGAAACAGCUUUCAGAGACAGAGGAUCACAUCCAUUUUCUACAGAAUUUCCAGUCUCUCUGUGCCCCUCCUGAAGCUGGAGACUUACCCAGCGUUACUGUCAAUACAGACAUCUCUUUUUGGGCUGUGAGGAAAGCUGUAUCUGAACUUAAAGACCAUAUUGAGGACUUCUGCAAGAGGGAAUUAGUCAAAAUAACCAAAACAGUGAAUGAAACAGCAGCUUAUAGCCUGGGGUCUAGGAGCAGUGUCAGACACUUAAAAGUGAAUGAAGUUGCAGUUGACAGUCUGCAGGCUCCAGAGCCAAGGAACAGAGCUGAGUUUUUGAAAUAUUCCUGUCAGCUCACACUGGACCCCAACACAGCGCACAGAGUGCUCUGUCUGUCUGAAGGGAACAGAAAGGUGACAUGGAGUGGAGAGACCCAGCCAUAUCCCAAUCACCCAGCAAGAUUUGACAGCCGGGCCCAAGUGCUUUGCAGAGAGGACUUUUCUGAGACUUGCUGUUACUGGGAGAUUGAAUGCAGUGGGCAAUGGACUGAUAUAGGAGUCACAUAUAAAGGAAUCAGCAGGAAAGGAGGGAGUCUUUCCUGUAUCCUUGGACAUAAUGACAAGUCCUGGUGUUUGGACUGCUCCAAUUACAGUUACACUGCCUGGCACAAUAACAAGAAAACGGCAAUAGCUGCCCCCUACUCCCCCAGAAUAGGAGUGUAUCUGGACUUUAAUGCCGGCACUCUGUCAUUUUAUGGCGUCUCUGACACAAUGACCCUCCUGCACAGAUUCCAAACCACAUUCACUGAGCCGCUCUAUCCUGGGUUUAGGCUUUAUCCUUGUUCCACUGUAACAAUCUACCAGCUGAACUAGACUGUUCCGUGUUUUAAGAAAACCUUUGAUUGAACUCCCUCUCCGCUCCUCGGGUGAAGGGAAUGUUUAAUCCGAUAUUCUCCAUGUGUAAAGUGAAGCCGUCAAUCUGGAAGAUCAAUACAGCGUGUUGAUCUCUCAUCUUCUAUCCUCAUCCUCUUUCUUUCUUUGUCUCUUUCUUUCUUUCUUUCAGACCAGGAAGGGAAUGGAGCAACACACACAGUGCUGCGAUUUGAAGGACUGAUGAACGCAUUUAUCACUAAAACAGGAGAUUUAAACAGAAUG